AUGAUAUAUGAAAUAUUGCACAAAUUAUUAUUGGAGUACUUAUUUCUCCCAUUCAAUCAUCUUUUAAAUACAGUUACAGAAUUAUAUGUACAUUAUAGAAACACUAUUGUUUCUUGGUUGCUUCAAUACAGAUUAAUUGGGUGGAUACUGACACGGUUUAGGAGUCUAUUUAUUUCUGUUAUAAAAGUAGGAUAUGUUCCACAGCAUAUUUCAUUUAUAAUGGACGGCAAUCGACGCUACGCUAAAUCUUUUGAUCUUCCUGUCAAGAAGGGUCAUGAAGCUGGAGGCUUGAAUCUACUGUCAUUAGUUUAUUCUUGUAAGCAGAUGGGGGUAAAAUGUGUCAGUGCGUAUGCCUUUUCCAUUGAGAAUUUUAACAGAUCUCCAGAAGAGGUUAAUACACUAACAACUCUUUUCGCUGAAAAGUUGGAUGAUUUUGCAGCGAGAGCAGUUGAUUACACGGAUCCUUUAUAUGGUACAAGGUUAAAGAUAGUAGGCGAUUUUUCUUAUUUGUCGUCGGAUAUGGUAGAAAGAAUUAGAAGAGUUGAAGCAUUGACACAGAAUGGAGAUGACUUUAUUUUAUAUAUAUGUUACCCAUACACUUCAAGAAACGAUAUCUAUCAUUCAAUAUUUAAUACAGUUGACAAAAAAAUCAAUAAUAUCAAUACCAAGCAAUCUACCGAUAAUAGUACCAUACAUAUUAAAGACUUUUCUAAUUCUAUGUAUUUUGAUUCUUUUUCAGACAAAUGUGAUUUGCUAGUUAGGACAAGUGGUCACAAUAGAUUGUCAGAUUAUAUGCUCUGGCAAACACAUGAAUCAUCUACUAUCGAGUUCACUGACAGUUUAUGGCCAGAUUUCUCCUUUUUCAGUCUAUAUUGGAUGAUCAUAAGAUGGUCUUUUUUCUAA
Messenger RNA from Tetrapisispora phaffii CBS 4417, 903 nucleotides. It is a transcript of the gene SRT1, whose product is annotated as ditrans,polycis-polyprenyl diphosphate synthase. The transcript has a single exon. Gene Ontology annotation, molecular function: ditrans,polycis-polyprenyl diphosphate synthase [(2E,6E)-farnesyl diphosphate specific] activity. Bases 1 to 903 code for a protein of 300 amino acids. The record is from RefSeq and is a predicted model, not a curated record. NCBI's taxonomy places the organism in Eukaryota, Fungi, Ascomycota, Saccharomycetes, Saccharomycetales, Saccharomycetaceae. Gene Ontology annotation, cellular component: membrane; dehydrodolichyl diphosphate synthase complex; endoplasmic reticulum.